Harpegnathos saltator (Jerdon's jumping ant) is the source of this 2793-nucleotide messenger RNA. RefSeq names its product bone morphogenetic protein 10. Gene Ontology annotation, molecular function: cytokine activity; growth factor activity. Lineage: Eukaryota; Metazoa; Arthropoda; Insecta; Hymenoptera; Formicidae. Gene Ontology annotation, cellular component: extracellular region. The record is from RefSeq and is a predicted model, not a curated record. The transcript is spliced from 5 exons. Bases 333 to 2048 code for a protein of 571 amino acids.
CUCUUUCUCUCUUACCUCCCCUUCCGCGUUGAUAAGGUGCGCGACGAGUUCAGGGAAAGACGCUCUUAUCCCUCGAUCGCGAUGAAGGCAUAGUCGAUGCGCGACUGCCACAGUGACGACGACAGUGACGACGACGACAGUAUCGCUACAUUUUCCACGCAUAUCUCUCAUGAUUGAGACGAGAAGGAAAACGUGAAACAGUCGAAUAUAUUUGUUGUCACGAGUGGAAGAGGUUCUUUCCGGCGCGAGAACGAAAUCGACGACUUGACCGCGUAGAAUUUACUCCAGCGUAGAUCUUACCUCACGAUCAACGCAGAUCUCAGCCGAUUGUGAUGACGAGAAGCGCCUUAUUCUGUUUACUGGUGCUAUUAUUCUCAUUGGCGUCAUUGAGAGACGUUACCCCGUAUCUGUCGGAGAUUCUCGAGGACGAGGAUGGUCUUGAACAACAACUUAAAAGUUCGUGGCCGUUUUUCGGUCAGCUAAAUACGGAGGAGAAUGAUCUCGCAUCUCGACGGGAAGAAGCUCUGCAAAAGAUACAAGAGAUCCUCGGCAUUCGGAGUCAAAGCGAGAAUCUGGUUCAUCGCAAAGUGCCGCCGCAAUUCAUGAUAGAGCUUUACAACACCAUCGUCGAUUCCAGCGGUGUCGCGCAAGGUCGGAAUCCCUACAAUGCCAAGGUCGUUCGCAGUUUCAUCGAGCGGGAAUCCAGCUCUUUGUCAUAUUUUUACUUCUUCAACAUCUCGGGUCUGGAGGUGAACGAAUCAGUGUUGGAGGCCGAGCUACACUUGUAUCGGAAGAAAAUGCCUCUGAAGAAUCUGCGUCCGUCGACACUUACGUCACCCUGUUAUCUGAUAAGAGUGUACCAAGUCUUGAAGGAUCGCAGUCUUGACGUCCCGGAUUUUCAUCGAUUGCUAAACGUUCGUUGCGUUGGUGCGCACGAUUCAGGCUGGCAGGUAUUCAAUGUGAAACACGCUGUUCUCGAAUGGAUAAACGGAGCGCCGAAUUUGGGUCUUUUGGUGACGGCGUCGACCUUGCUCGAAGACCAGGUAGCGGUGGAGUUUUCGCGUCGAAAGGAUUAUCAUCACAGCAAACAGCCGAUACUGGUGCUUUUUAACGAUGACAAGGGUGAUCGCAAACAAUCCGGAAUAACGAACGUCGCGCCUCGCUACUAUGCUUACGCCAACCAAGAAUACCAGUUAGAAAAUGCCCAACAGGCGGAAGAGACGAGCCACGUAAGGACGAAAGCGAGAAACGAGAAAAUGGAUCCGGAAAACAAAUACGACAGCGUGGAGCAUUACAGAAGACACAAGCAACGUGGUCAAUCGGAGGAGGCACGACCGGAAAACAGACCGGGCGAGUCGGAGCUUUUUCAGAGGCGCAAGAGGAGACGCGACAAGGGAGAAGAGCCGGCGGACGGUAGUCUUCCUCGCUACGACGGACCGUCGGAACGGGAAGCCGGAGCUCUGAGGCUGGAGGUAACGAGCGGACGCCGUCGUCGUGACGUCGCGUCGACGAAGAAACACUCGUCCAAGAUCGUAUCGUCGAGGGACACGAGAAUCGCGAGGAUUCUCACGUCUAUGGACAUCUACGAGAGAGCGGUGUUUCGAGAGGGCCUCGGGCAAACGGUGCGCGGCAGGUCGACGAGACGAUCGAUCGCGCGAAAAUAUCGAUCGAUGCGAUCGACGAUGAGCGGUCACAACGCGACGAUUUCUGUGCAGAACAGCACAGCGAACGGCGAGUGCGCCAGACACGAGCUCUACGUGGAUUUUCGCGAUAUUGGCCUGUCCUCUUCUAUCAUCGCACCGCCCGGCUACUCCGCUUAUCAGUGUAAAGGUGUCUGCGAACCGCCGCUCCGGCAAGACCAACAGCCGACGAAUCAUGCGACGAUACAGGCGAUCGUGCACAAAAUGGGCUUGGUAAAGGACGUCGGGAGACCCUGCUGCGUGCCGACGAAGCUGCUCAGCACCAGCAUUCUUUUCUACGACGACAACGAGAACGUUGUACUGAAGAUGCACGAAGACAUGAUCGCGGAUCGCUGCGGAUGUCGUUGAAGGGAAUCUGCCUCAGACCUGUUGCUGCUCUCCAACGAUCAUUCGCGCGCGGGAAGAUGAGGAAGGAAAUGCUUCGUACCAUCGCGCCUGUUAGCAAAUUUACGAAGAAUAGAACGCCGAUAGUCGCGCUCGUAUUCAAUCAACUGUCUCAAUGGUCUCAAUGUUUCGUAUCUUGGAUCAAAAGACUAUGUUCGCGAGUUAAUUCCAGCAGUACUCGAUUGUUUAUUUUCUCUUCUGAACUUCUCUCUCCUCGGAGAAAAGUCGGAUCUUUCGAAAUUUGUAAUGAAAUUGUUGAAUGUAAAAGUGACGAAAAAGAUUUCUCCAAGAUUCUUCAGAUAAUGUUACAAUCGCAGUCAUUAGUGGAUUGAUGAAAAGUGCUUGUUAGUAUUCAGUCAUUCUCGAAGACUUAGCCGACGAUGAUCUUUAAUCGUUAUACCGUGCGUAACUACCUUUUGUAUAAGAACAUUCCCAACUGUGCGUAGUAUGAGAUGUAUCAAUGAAUAUGUGUCUAUAUUAGUACACAGUUAAGUCAUAGCGCCGUUAAAUUAUUGUUAUAAUUAUAAACAAGGGAUUUGGUUGAUUUAUUCAAUUGCGUGUACACACACACACACACACAAGCGCGCGCGCACGCGCCCAUACGCACAUAUGCACAUACACACAUGAUUUGUGCGGUUAAUGUUAUACCAUUGCUUUAUUUAUAUCUAAUGUAAAACGUAAUGGAAAUAAAUAAUGUUAAAAUAAUGGG